AUUAUCCGAUUCUUACAGUUCCUUGGCCGUCUCGUAUUGGUGUAUACGUUUUAUAAUGGGAUUCCGUAUCCAUCGGGCCUGAUUGUGGUUUUGUUCAUUCUGCGUUGCCCUUUUGCGCCAACUACCAAGAUCUCAGAUUUCCGGCGACAUUUUUAUUGCUGAAAACUCCAGCGGGCUUGACACCGUCGUUCGUCGAUUGUUUGGAUUUUAUAUCGGCUGCUUGUGCGCCGCGACUGUCCACUUGGCGGGUCUUCAAGAAAUUCAUAUCGGGUACAAUCCGCUGAAACUUCGUCUGAUCCAGACAAUCCAAAAAUGUCUGGUAUUGCAUUAACUCGAUUAUCUGAAGAGCGUAAAGGAUGGAGGAAAGAUCAUCCAUUUGGUUUUGUGGCUAAACCAGGCAAAAAUCAAGAUGGUUCAUUGAAUCUUAUGGUUUGGGAAUGCUAUAUACCUGGGAGAAAGAGUACUCCUUGGGAAAAUGGAAUGUAUUUCUUACGUAUGAUCUUCAAGGACGAUUAUCCAUCGAGUCCACCAAAAUGCAAAUUUGAGCCUCCAUUAUUCCACCCUAAUGUUUACCCCUCCGGUACUGUGUGCUUAUCACUAUUGGAUGAAGAAAAAGAUUGGCGUCCAGCUAUCACUAUUAAGCAGAUAUUGUUGGGGAUACAAGAUCUAUUAAAUGAACCCAACAUUAAAGAUCCUGCUCAGGCAGAGGCAUACACUAUUUAUUGCCAAAAUCGUGUAGAAUAUGACAAACGUGUCCGAGCACAAGCCAAAGCAAUGUCCAGACCAGAAUAAGUAACAGUUGGCAGAGAGAAGAUAAUGAAUUUAUUUGUUUACCCUACUAAAAUAGUAACAAUUCUCAAUAAUUUUUUCACUUCUGUAAAUCAGUAAGAAAUAUCUAAAUGUAUCAUUAUCAACAUUCUCUCUUUUUUUUUACAUUAAAAGAUUAUAUUCUUUUUUUUAUUAUAUUAUAGCUGUACUAUUAUUUAUAUUAACUACUACAUUGUAUUUAUAAAUAUUUUGAGAACAAAUCGAUUUAAUGCUACUUUUCUUAUACAAAAAGAACAACAACAAUGACCAGUCAUUAGUCAACUUGUUCUUGUGUGAUGAACUACUCAAAAGUAAGCUAAUGAUUGGUCAAAGUUUAUUGGGGCUCACUAGUUACACAACAGAACCUAAUUGUUAAUUAUUGUUGAAAUUGUACUGUGUCAUUACCAAUUAAUUUCCUUAACAUUUUGCGUCUGCGUGACUGAUUUUGUAAAAUUGAAUUUUUGUUUACACAUUUAAAAUGACAAAUGAAUUUUCUUGUACUUUU
This is a messenger RNA of Acyrthosiphon pisum (pea aphid), 1312 nucleotides long. RefSeq names its product ubiquitin conjugating enzyme lesswright (gene lwr). The coding region runs from base 313 to 792 and encodes 159 amino acids. The record is from RefSeq and is marked validated. Lineage: Eukaryota; Metazoa; Arthropoda; Insecta; Hemiptera; Aphididae. The transcript is spliced from 6 exons.